Molecule: messenger RNA, 1483 nt
Organism: Oryzias melastigma (Indian medaka)
Lineage: Eukaryota; Metazoa; Chordata; Actinopteri; Beloniformes; Adrianichthyidae
Product: zinc finger protein 664
Exons: 2
Coding region: 86-1093 (335 amino acids)
Biological process (GO): regulation of transcription by RNA polymerase II
Molecular function (GO): DNA-binding transcription factor activity, RNA polymerase II-specific; RNA polymerase II cis-regulatory region sequence-specific DNA binding
Source: RefSeq, a predicted model, not a curated record
AUCUGGUGUCCACAUAUUCCUAGAAGAAGCGCAGCAGCAUUAGGUCUGGGUCCGGUCCGGUUCCGUCCAAACAAACAGACUAAAGAUGUCCCCUCUCGGCUCCCUUAGAAACCUGAUCAGCCAGAAGCUGUCGGCCGCCGCGGAGGAGAUCUUCUCGGAGUUCGAGAGGACCAUCCUGCGGUACGAGCAGGAGCUCGACCGCCAGCGCAAACUGCUGCGGGUCCGCGCGGGUCCAGACUCCCCGCAGCAGCAAACGUUCAAAGUCGAGGACUUCCUCUGCCUCUCAGAGGUGAAGUGUGGUUUGGACCUGGCGGAACCAGAACCUCCGCAGACCGCCAAGGAGCUGCACCACAGUCAGGACGACCCGCGGCCAGGAGUGAAGCAGGAGAUGGAGCCGUUCAUGGAGGCGGGUAAGCAGGAAAGCCAUCAGCCAGAACCGAGCCGACAGCAUCCUCUGCUCCUCCAGAACCAGGACCAGAACCAGGAGGAGGGCCAGCGUGGAGCGCCGCAGCCUCUGGACGUCGCAGAGCCGAUGCUGGAGAGUCAGGGAGAAGACGCAGUAGACGAUGAGUGUCGUCCGGACGCGGGAAAAGUCCUGUUCAAGUGUGACGUCUGCGGGAAGGUGUUCCGGUUCCAGUACCAGCUGAGGAUCCACGCCGUGGCGCACACCGACGAGCGGCCCUUCCCCUGCAGGAUCUGCGGCAAGAGCUUCAAGAGGAAGCGGUGCUUCCUGAUCCACAGCCGCGUCCACACCGGCGAGAAGCUGAACGCCUGCGAGACCUGUGGGAAGACCUUCACCAAGAGCUCCGCCCUCACCGUCCACAUGCGGAUCCACCGCGGCGAGAGGCCCUUCUCCUGCCAGAUCUGUGGGCGGAGCUUCACCCAGAACUGCGCGCUUAACGUCCACAUGCGGAUCCACCGCGGCGAGAAACCCUUCUCCUGCCGGAUCUGUGGGCGGAGCUUCACGCAGAACUGCACCCUCACCGUUCACAUGAGGAUCCACACCGGCGAGAAACCCUUCUCCUGCCAGCUCUGUGGGCGGAGCUUCACGCAGAGCUGCGCUCUGUCUACACACCUGAGGAACCACCCCUGAGAGAACUGCAGCUCACUUCCUGUCAGAAGGGGCAGGUUUGGGGUGGACGGUGGUGCAGUGGUCAGCACCUUCCCCUCACAGCGGGAUGGUCGUGGUUCGAGUCCCUGCUGGGUUCACGAGUCCUCCAGCAGUCCAACAUGGUUCAGUGGUGACGCUAAAGGGUCCAGGUGUGACGCUGUGACGGGGCUGGCGUCUUGUCCAGGUGAGCCCCGCCCUCGACCAGCAGCAGCCAGACCGCGUGACCCUGUAAGAGACGUGUCAAUGUCACGGCCCGUGGGCCGGAUCCGGCCCUCCAGAUCAUCUUAUUGUUAUUAAUGACCCGAUGUUAUCUUGAGCUCAUUUCUAACUUGUAUAAUUUUGACAAAAUAUAUUUUUAUGGAGAGUAAAAUA